Molecule: messenger RNA, 1934 nt
Organism: Pistacia vera
Lineage: Eukaryota; Viridiplantae; Streptophyta; Magnoliopsida; Sapindales; Anacardiaceae
Product: transcription factor E2FA-like
Exons: 14
Coding region: 132-1565 (477 amino acids)
Biological process (GO): regulation of transcription by RNA polymerase II
Cellular component (GO): RNA polymerase II transcription regulator complex
Molecular function (GO): DNA-binding transcription factor activity, RNA polymerase II-specific; RNA polymerase II cis-regulatory region sequence-specific DNA binding; protein dimerization activity
Source: RefSeq, a predicted model, not a curated record
UUCAUCUUGUUUACUUCACUUCUUUUUUUCUCUUUCAGAUCUCAUUUCCUUUCAUUUCAACUCAUUUUUCUUCAUUUCUUUUUUUUUUAAAUUGUCUUUUCUUUUAUUUUCUUCUCGUAAUUUCUCCGUCCAUGACCGGCGCCGCUGCUCGAGCCUCCACUCGCCCGGCGCCGCGGCCGCACCAUCCGCCGCCCGCAGCCGCGCCGAUCGUUCCGCCAAUAAGGCGCCACUUGGCCUUCGUCACCACCAAACCUCCGUUUGGUUUUUCCGAUGAUUACCAUCACUUCUCCUCUUCUGCCGCAACUACUCGCCGAGCCGACGAUCACGAACCUGAAGCUAUUGUUGUUAGAUCUCCUCAAGUAAAGAGGAAGAAUGGAAUGAAUGACAAUGAGGCUGAAUUCGGUGAUUGGGCUAGCAGUCCUGGAUUCGCUAACUUGUCCAUCUGUCCCUUCCAGACUCCUGUAUCAGCAAAAGGGGCAAGGGUAAACAACAGGGUAAAGGCCACGAAGGGCAAUAGAUCAACUCCUCAGACUCCUAUGUCAAAUGGUGGUUCCCCAUCUACUCCUACUCCAGCUGGCAACUGCCGUUAUGACAGUUCCCUAGGGCUCCUGACAAAAAAAUUCAUUAAUCUCAUUAAGCAUGCUGAAGAUGGUAUGCUUGACCUGAACAAAGCUGCAGAAACUUUAGAGGUGCAAAAGAGGCGGAUAUAUGACAUAACAAAUGUCUUGGAAGGAAUUGGUCUUAUUGAGAAGAAGCUCAAGAACAGAAUACGUUGGAAGGGAAUUGAUAAUUCAACAACAGGGGAGUCGGAUGGUGAUGCCUCCAUUUUACAGGCUGAAGUUGAAAGUCUUUCCCUGGAAGAGCGCAGAUUAGAUGACCAAAUUAUGGAAAUGCAAGAAAGAUUGAGGGGUUUGAGUGAAAAUGAAAACAAUCAAAAGUGGCUUUUUGUGAGUGAAGAAGAUAUCAAGAACAUACCCCGUUUCAUGAAUGAAACCCUUAUUGCAAUCAAAGCUCCCCACGGAACUACACUUGAAGUCCCUGAUCCUGAUGAAGCUGUUGAAUACCCACAGAGGAGAUACCGGAUAAUUCUUAGAAGUACAAUGGGUCCUAUUGAUGUAUACCUUAUUAGUCAAUUUGAGGAGAAGUUUGAGGAGAUGAAUAGUGCUGAGCCACCUGUAAGCUUCCCACCUGCUUCCAGUUCAGAGUUUAAUGAAAACCAAGUGAGGGAGAUGGUCCCUGUGGAGAGCAGUGGAAAUGAAAUUGAACCUCAGGCACAACAAGCUCAUCAAGGGUGCUCUGAUCUUAAUUCUUCACAGGAUAUUGUUGGGGGAAUGAUGAAGAUUGUUCCUUCAGAUGUUGAUAAUGAUGCCGACUAUUGGCUUCUAUCAGAUGCUGAUGUUAGUAUCACAGAUAUAUGGAAGACAGACUCAGGUGUUGAAUGGGGCGGAGUAAAUAUGUUGCAUGCUGAUUUCGAAAUGUCUGAUGUCUCUACUCCUAGGGCACAAACUCCACCAUCUAGGAUUUCUGAAGUGCCAUCUUCUGAUGUUAACAAUACCAUAAGAUGAUAUUUUAUAUAUCUAAUAAGCUAAAUGCGGAGACUUGUCCAGUAAUGUACCAUGUCUACCAGUUAAGAAUACUAACGAGUGAACAACGUACAACUCGGGAAUUUGUGGAAGAAGUUGACAGAUGAACAGGAGAUUAUCGCUGUGCCUGUACUGCAUAGCUGAGUAAAUUUUUUGACCCAUGGUUUAGUAUAAAUAAACUUUAUUUGUGGAAUAGUAAACAACAUUUUUUAUGUAGGUAGCACCUUCGAUUCUGUUAUUUGAAAUAUGAAAGGCAGUGAUAUCUAAAUGUUGUGAUGCAGAUAAGCUGGGUAAUCAGGUCAUUAAAAUUUCUGGCCUGGAUUGCUCUGAUGUAUGAUAUUGAAAGUUAAA